This is a messenger RNA of Aricia agestis (brown argus), 1140 nucleotides long. RefSeq lists its product as uncharacterized. The transcript is spliced from 2 exons. The record is from RefSeq and is a predicted model, not a curated record. Lineage: Eukaryota; Metazoa; Arthropoda; Insecta; Lepidoptera; Lycaenidae. The coding region runs from base 42 to 713 and encodes 223 amino acids.
CUCGGCUGGACCAGAGGCUUUCAGCUGCUGGAGCUAGUACAAUGUCUGAUGCAAUGAGCAAAUACAUCCUGGAGGAUGAUGAAAUCGAAUGCGUCUACCCGGACAUAGGGCACUGCCCCAUCAGGUGCAUGUCUCGAAGCUACGCCCACCUGUUUAUGCGCUUCCAAAAUCUGGAGGAGUCCAUAAGAGAGAUGAGGCGUACCCUCGACACGGUGCUGGACUACGUCAUCCGCGGCGUCAAGUCCAGCAGCUCCUCCGAUUCCGAUAAAGCCCGCGACAAGAAGAAAACCAAGAAGAAGGGGAAGAAAUCCCGCGGCGGCUCCCGAUCCGGAAGCGACGUCAUCGAUCAAGACCUGCUCGACGUCCAAGCCACCCUCGAGAGGGAUUUCUCUCAGCUCCUGACUUGGAAGAACUCGGAUGACGAGGGAGGCAAGCCGAAGAAGCCGAGGCGCUGCGAGGUGAUCCAUGCCUACCUGAAGACCGGUAUUUCCAGCGACGAAGGUGACAGUUGCGAGCAAGAGUCGAGCGGGGAUGAACACAUUCACGCUACGGCCGAAAUCAUAGUCACCGCGGAUGUAGCGGAACUGCAGGCUCAGUCGAAUGACGAAAAUGGCGGCCAAUCUGCCGAGGAAGAAGAAAACGACGAGCCCGAUUACACCUUGGAUUUUCUCGCUCUCUACAACGAGAACAACGAGAUGAACGAGGUGGAUUAAAUUCUUGAUGUUGUCUGACAUCCCCCAGCUGCUAGAGUUGGGAGAUGCCCAAUACGUGUCAAUUACUGUCACUUACUCUCGUCUUGAUAACUACGUGUAGUAACUACGUCGAGUCUAAGUUGUUCUACAGGGAUUUUAGUUUUUAGAUGCAGAUGGUUCGGAAAGUAUUGUUAAGAAAAAUACUAAUUAUUCUUUUAUUUAAAUUUAGCGUGAAAUUGAUGAGGCUGAAUAUUAGGAACGAUAUUUAAAUUUUUCGAAGGGUCCACGAUAUAGGGUAAAGUUAUACACUUAUGUAAGGAAAGCGAAACGGAAUUGUGUUUAAAAUUGUAUAUUUGAUUUUUUACUAUAUAACUUAUAAAUUAGAUUCAUUUAUAUUUACAUUUAUUCAUUGUAAUGGUAAAUUUUUUACCUAACUUUCAAAGUCUAA